Ostrinia furnacalis (Asian corn borer) is the source of this 1176-nucleotide messenger RNA. RefSeq lists its product as uncharacterized. The record is from RefSeq and is a predicted model, not a curated record. Lineage: Eukaryota; Metazoa; Arthropoda; Insecta; Lepidoptera; Crambidae. Bases 211 to 1176 code for a protein of 321 amino acids. The transcript is spliced from 8 exons.
UUUCAUUGUUUUGAAACGGGGAAUCACCUGGUUUUACAAUUUGUUUAAUCAUUUUAACUUCCUUCAGGCUAACUUAUAACAAAUAAGAAAUUCAAAUCGUAAAUUGAUACCUAACCUAGUUUAUAUUUAUUAGUCAUUGUUCAGUGAUAAAGUUUUAUCACGCACGAACGUUCAAGUCGUUAUGGACUAGUGGGAUUUUUACCUAAAAUCAUGUUCCUAUCUAGAUAUUUGGGUACUAGAUCUAAGGUAUGGAAGAAUAUCUUCUUCUCUGAAGCAGCUAGCAGCAGAUUCAUAUCGCCAUUCCGUAAAUACACCGGUGUAACAUGCAACAUUCAGCAAGAAUACGUAUGCAUAUGUCAUCAUUUUACCAAAAAAGUACAAAUACAAUCAAGAAAAUCAUUCUUAUUAGAAAAUCAAAGAUUUUAUACAAAAAAAUUAACAGAUGACCUAACAGAGGCUCAAGUUAUUCAGAAUGAGAAAAAUCUCACAAAAAUCCGACAACUAUUCCCACAACCUCGUGUGACGCUUAACGAGUUCACAGCUAAAACUCCACAGAAGGUAUUUGAAAUACAUUACAAACAGCACAUGGUUGCUGGCAGAAAGAAACUAGCUCAAGGCGACUGGACUUGCACAUACGCAUUCAUAUGGCCGGAGAAAAUGAAGUUUGACAGUACAGCCAUCUCUAAACGACAUGCAGCUGACAAAGCAGCGACACAAGCAUUAAUGUGGUUAUAUUUAAAUAAACGAAUAGACAACCAAGGAAAUCCAAUAUAUGACAGGGAGGUGAUAUCCGAACUUCGGGACACCGUGAACAAGCCAAUACAAAUAACUAUAAGUGAGAAAUCCGUGGAACGAAUAGAUCGGAUAUGGAACGAGUAUCAAAAUGGGAUAAGGCCAAUCUAUGAAGCAGCCUUCAAAAACGCUGCUUGCAAAGAGAUCACAACACCAGUAUUAUCUAAGGAAUCCUCUUUGGACGAUGAUGAAUUUUCAGAUGAUGAAAUGGAAAAUGAAGAAAUUGGUGAAGUAACAGAAUCGCGCUCUCUCCACCCGGUGUAUGGAAGAAACAUUCGUCCGCCGACUGAAGAGACGCUACAAAGAAGAGAUAGGACGCUUAAACAGAAGUUCCAGGUGUAUGACGAGGAAAUAACGCCGCUGCCUAUUGAUGGAUAUGCGUAA